GACAACACCAACACCACCACCACCACCGUUCAACGCCUCGCGGGCCUUUGUGAUAAGGCGAGAGAUAUAGAGCCCGGAAGGAGCGUAAGCGACGGCGUCCGACGCACGGCGCAGAGAGGGAAGGAGCCGGCGAUGGCAGCGAUCCCAACGAUUUCGUCUACCUUCCUUCCGUGUCGAUCUCUUUUCGGUGGCGUCAGCAGGAAUUCCAGCCCCCUUCCUCGCUUCAGGAACCCUAAAUCCUUUCGUAUCCGAGCUGCCAAGCUUCCCGCUGGGGUGGAAGCGCCCAAGGUGGAACCGAAGCUCACGGCGCCAUUCCUUGGCUUCACAAGAACUGCAGAGGUGUGGAACUCAAGAGCAUGCAUGAUUGGCAUCGUUGGAACCUUCAUCGUAGAGCUGAUACUUAACAAGGGGAUACUGCAGAUACUUGGGGUAGAAGUGGGCAAAGGACUCGACCUCCCUCUCUAACCUGAGCAAAUGAACCGCAGCAACCACAGAUGAACUGUAAUCAUGCAGAUAAGCUGUACCCUUUGUCUCCAUCCAUUGCUGUGUUCCUAAAUGCUGCUACUCUGUUAUCUUUAGCUUUAUAUCAUGUUGAUCAAAGAGGUUGAAACAUAAUUCAUCAGCAUCUUCAUAUCAAGCAUCAAUGAAAUCAAAGACCAAUCAA
Messenger RNA from Musa acuminata subsp. malaccensis (wild Malaysian banana), 664 nucleotides. The record is from RefSeq and is a predicted model, not a curated record. Lineage: Eukaryota; Viridiplantae; Streptophyta; Magnoliopsida; Zingiberales; Musaceae.